Xyrauchen texanus (razorback sucker) is the source of this 2398-nucleotide messenger RNA. Its product is annotated as lysophosphatidylcholine acyltransferase 1-like. Gene Ontology annotation, molecular function: calcium ion binding. Lineage: Eukaryota; Metazoa; Chordata; Actinopteri; Cypriniformes; Catostomidae. The record is from RefSeq and is a predicted model, not a curated record. Bases 189 to 1766 code for a protein of 525 amino acids. The transcript is spliced from 14 exons.
CUGAUGUUGUUGCGCACACGGAAAGAGUAGUGAUCGUCAAAUACAUGAUACGCCAAAUCCCUCAACCCUCCCGAAGCUCCACCAGGACUGCUAGGUAAUAGUGUGUUAAAGUGGAACAAACAGGCCGAAAGGACGCAGAGACGGAUCUAACGGUGAACGGAGACUUUGUCGAUCGGGAUUUGUCGAGGAUGAGGUUGAUCAAGAGCACACAUGCGGAUGGAGGCGAGAAGCAUGAGCUGGCUCCUCCUUUCAGAAACCCGUUCUUGCAUGACUUAAGAUUCACAACACUUCAAAAGCUGCAGAUUGGUUUGAUGACUGUGACACUCUUCCCCAUUCGCCUCUUCAUCGCUGCGUUCAUGAUGCUGUUGGCCUGGCCAUUUGCCUUCAUCGCUACCAUGGGCCGCUCGAAGUUGGCAGUGGAGCAUCAGUGCUUAUGGAGAAAGGUAGUUGACCUGGCGCUAAAGACCAUCAUGCGGGUCAUGUGGUUUGCAGGCGGGUUUCACUGGAUCAGCAUUAAAGGAAGACAGGCUCUGCCAGCAGAGGCGCCCAUCCUCACCCUCGCCCCGCACUCGUCCUACUUUGACGCCAUUCCCGUUACCAUGACGAUGGCGUCGAUUGUGAUGAAAGCUGAGAGCAAAGACAUCCCUGUCUGGGGAACACUGAUCAAAUACAUCCGACCGGUGUUUGUGUCGCGGUCAGACCAGGACUCCAGACGGAAGACCGUGGAGGAGAUCAAGAGAAGAGCUCAAUCAGAAGGGGAGUGGCCUCAGAUAAUGAUAUUCCCAGAGGGGACGUGCACCAAUAGAUCCUGUCUGAUCACGUUCAAACCAGGAGCAUUCAUUCCUGCAGUACCUGUACAGCCUGUAGUAAUUCGCUACCCUAACCAACUGGACACCAUCACCUGGACAUGGCAGGGGCCUGGAGCAUUUAAGAUCCUUUGGUUGACUCUGUGCCAGCUUCACAAUGAAUUUCAGAUUGAGUAUCUGCCCAUCUAUACUCCCUCAGAGGAGGAGAAGAAGAACCCAGUGCUCUUCGCUCACAAUGUGCGCCGCUUGAUGGCAAAAGCCCUGCAGGUCCCCGUGACAGACUACUCUUUUGAAGACUGUCAGUUGGCCAUGGCUGAGGGUCAGAUCAGACUGCCAUUGGACACAUGUCUGCUGGAGUUUGCCAAACUUGUCCGCAGACUGGGGUUAAAACAUGAGAACCCUGAGAGACGUCUGCAGGAAUAUGGGAACAGAGCACGUAAACUCCAGGGAGAAAGACUGAAUCUGGAAGACUUUGCUCAGUUCUUGGACCUGCCAGUGUCAGACGUGCUACAAGAUAUGUUUGCUCUUUUUGACGAGAGUGAAGAUGGCUCAAUGGAUAUCCGAGAAUUUGUGAUCGCCUUCUCUGUUGUAUGCAGGCCUGCAAAAACACUGGUCACCAUGAAGUUGGCUUUCAAGAUGUUUGAGGCAGAGGAAGAUGGUGCGAUCACAGAGAAUGAGUUGAUGUGUAUGUUGAGGACAGCACUAGGGGUUGGAGAACUCAAAGUCAGUCGUCUGUUCAGAGUCAUUGAUGAACAAGACACUGGCAAACUCUCAUUUGAGAGCUUUAGGAACUUUGCCGAACAACACCCAGACUUUGCCGAGGAGUACCUCUACUCAGACAAAGCAGGAUCCGGGGGCAGUUCCUCUUCUCACGCUUCAAGUCCCGUGGUCAACGGUUUCUGUGCCGAUUUCACUCCAAGCGGCCAAGGCCACCGCGCUCCUCAAAAGAAACUCGACUGAGUCCCUCCCUCAAUGUGCAGUCCCUCGCCAGAGAAACAAACAAAGGUCGUUCGUCAGUCACAGUCAUUGCAAAGUUUACUUCCUGGCAUCUACAAUAUUUUAGGGUUAUUUUACGCUUGCUGGUUCUCUCCUGAACAUUUCAGCUCUGUUGUUUUGAAAUUGGGAACUUUGUUUAGGACAAAAAGGGAUUUUUCUUUAUUUUGUAUAACGUAAAUACUUAAAGGCCAAGCACUUACUUAUUUUCUCAAAGGGUGAUUUAUUUGUGAGUUUGUUGGUUGCACAGUAUUUCUCACCCUCACUACUCACAUAUUUUUCCCCCAAGUUUUAUGACUGUAGAUGCUUUAUGAAACAAUAUGUAUUUGCUUGGGCGCAAUGCUUGAUAACAGUGUUACUCAGUAUUUGACUAUAAGAUCAUUGAGCACUAGUGACAAAUAUCUGUAUUAGAGUAUCAGAUUUGAGGUGCAAAAUGGUCCAGUGAUGUGGUCAGAAUCAAAAUGAGCCAGUUAAUUAUUUUAUUUUUUUGUCCCUUAGCUCAGGGGUGCGGGAAAGUGUGUGUGUGUGUGUAUGUUUUAAAGGACGGUUCCCUCAAAAAUUCUCUCACUAUUAACUCACUGUCCCAGGUGUGUAUGACU